GCUGAAGAAAUCUCUCUUGACGACCGUGUAUCGCACUCACGCUCGAGAGUAGCCUCGCUACACCAGACUAAUGGAACGCCGACAGAUAGCUCUCAGGACCUGGUUUUCUCGGACGUGAACAUCUUCAACGACCUUGCUUCCUCGAUUGUCAAAGAAUACGACGUCUCGGUCCACCAAGUUGCGGAUAAAGAAGAUGCAAAUUCUCGUCGCGUUCACCAUAAUCCUUGGGCACUGCGUCGACUGCACUUGGUAUGCCUCAUCAUCGUCCUCGUACUGAUGAUUAUUGCUUUGGAAAUCGCACAAUACAUCUCGAAAAAGAACCAAGGUCUGGCAACCACAACGCAGAGGAUACACUACGUGUGGACAUACGGACCCACUGCUGGUAAUGUUGGGACGCCAUCUCUGAUGUGCCUGGCUGACCGUCAUCAGNUAUUCUCCAUUCUCGCAAUAUUCUGGGGAGCUCUCGAGUACCAGACAAAGGUCAUCAUGCCUUGGAAGCUGAUGGCAGAUCGCCCACAGACCGCGAAAAAUAGCUUGCUACUGGACUACGUCUCGCCAAACUCGAUCCUAGUGCUCUGGAGGUCCAUGCAAGCCAGGCACUGGCCUGUUGUGGUGACGGUACUGGGCUCUCAACUGAUAAUCCUGGUCACUAUCAUAUCUACUGGCCUGUUCGUCUUGGAGCCUACAAUAGCCCAACAAGAAGAAGCCCCGAUGGCCGUCAGGAAAUUCGACGACUCCAAUUUCAACAUUACCCUCGUCAAUGGUCUCCCAGUGCUGGCUGUGUCGAACAUCAUAUCGGGGAAUAUCUCGGUUGCCUAUCCGUCGUACACGAAUGAGUUCUUGGCGAUUGAACCACUUGUACCUGUUCAAAAUGUUUCUGAAUCCGAAAUCUCUAAGACUGCCAACAUCAACGUAUUCUCUGCGGAUCUUGAUUGUCGCGUUGGCCACGUCGCGAACGUCACAAUGUUUGCUAUGUACGAGGCCUGGCAACUGAAAGCCGUUUUGUCAGACUCCGUCUNNUCUGAUCCGUUCAGUUACAUUGUAUCUUUUGGAAGUCGGGAUAGCAGCUAUCCUGUUAUGUGCAGUCAUCAUGUUCUUAAUGCGACCAGUGGUGAUAUACCAUCUCCCGGUCGUGUGGCCGCUAUACUGGCUCGGAGCGAGGACAUGAUGAACACCUUGAGGCACACUGGAAUCCUAUCCAUGAUGGAGAUGAAGUGUCUGAUACUAGAUCAUCGAUAUAAUAUGGAAUCGCAGCUCGAUGGUAAUGUGCUGGCCAUUAGGGAAAUGCGACCACACCCCACGCCCGUUCUGCCGGAGAGAAGCAUGACCUGGUGGCGGCCUGCCGUUCUAUCGAAAUGGAUGCGAGUCGUUCUUCUGCUACUCCCGCUCACUGUCAUAGUCUCACUGGAAACUACUUACUAUUUGUCAGUAAAACACCAAGGGCUCGGUGAUAUCACGGAGGGCGGCUACCAACACUACACAUGGACUGUUGUACCUGCACUUAUCUUGACAGCCAUAAAGCUUCUUGGCCAGUCUCUAGCCUUCUCUAUCGAGGUUCUGGACCCCUAUCUGGUCCUGAAAGCAGGCAACAACCCUGCAAAGCGAACUCUGUUCCACGAUUACCUCCGUCAGACCUCUCUUCUCAGAUGUCUGAGCAGUGCUCGAUUCAGUCGAUGGGCGGUGUUCAGCAUCUCACUAUCGACACUGUUGUGUCCAUUUCUUGCGAUCGUCCCUAUACCGCAAUACAAGAUCCUGAACGUUGAUGAUGUGGAUCAGUUGACCAAAUUUGACGGCCAUGCAGUUUGGCCAUACAUCUCUGCUUGUCCUUUCUAUCGAUGGGAGCAAGCUACGCUUAGUGCUGCCAAUCUUCUGAUCCAAGGGGCGAUUCCCUACCCCGCGGGAACUUUUGACGAUUACAUAUUUGCAAAGACAACAGGCGUUCCUAGCAACUUCAGUACUCCAGAGGCAUUCAAUACAUCAUCUUGUUCGGUAAUCACCACGGGCUAUCACCCACAUAUGGUAAGCAAUUACACCAUCUUCCUCGAAACCAAUGUGCUACGAAUGUUUAUGAUC
Messenger RNA from Aureobasidium vineae, 2073 nucleotides. The record is from the annotation of a GenBank genome assembly. NCBI's taxonomy places the organism in Eukaryota, Fungi, Ascomycota, Dothideomycetes, Dothideales, Saccotheciaceae.